Molecule: messenger RNA, 519 nt
Organism: Fusarium coffeatum
Lineage: Eukaryota; Fungi; Ascomycota; Sordariomycetes; Hypocreales; Nectriaceae
Exons: 1
Coding region: 1-519 (172 amino acids)
Source: RefSeq, a predicted model, not a curated record
AUGGCUCAACUUCAGCAAACCACCGGGCUUCUCCACCUACCCAAUGAGACUUUGAUACACACCAUCGAACUCGCCAUCAUUGGUUCGUCCCACGCAAAAUCAGCAUCAGAGUGGCUCAAUAAUCUGAGCCAGACCUGUUCUCGGCUUAACAAGCUCGCCUGUCCUUACUACUUCCGCUCUAUUGACCAUGACAUGUUCUACAGCGCCUUGCGUACAGCUAACGUUACCAUGAUGAACCGCUGCGAAUACUAUAACGCAGCGCCCAUUGACAAGUUAUGGUCGCGGCGGUUGUUUCCUUCUUUUCAGUACCGUACCUCGAUAGACGUUCUACUAUCCAAUGUGUACGAGGAUUGUUCCCGUACAAACUCAACGGACAGUCAGAUUGCCAUCACCGACAGGAUUCGCGAAAGGGUACUCGACGGCUUGAAGUGGCUUCUUGAGAGAGGCGCUGAUGCGCAACAUGGAAUUGCAGAGGCUCAAUGGGAGAUGAGUGCAAGAGCGGAUGCCCCAACAUUGUAA